CGCUUUGUAAAACGCCGCCAAGCGUCGUGCGUACUAGAAAUGGAAGAGGCUACCACAGAGGUCUCUUUCUCGGGGAAGGUGGCUUUGCCAGAUGUUUCCAGAUGAAAGAUGAAUCUGGACGGAUUUUUGCAGCCAAGACGGUGGCCAAGGCGUCUAUCAAAAAUGAGAAGACCAAGACAAAACUCCUCAGCGAAAUCAAGAUCCACAAGAGCAUGUCUCACCCUAACAUUGUGCAGUUCGUGGACUGCUUCGAAGACGAUGUAAAUGUGUACAUUUUGCUGGAAAUCUGCCCUAAUCAGUCGUUGAUGGACCUACUAAAGGCUAGAAAAGUUCUCAGCGAGCCAGAGGUGCGUUUAUUCAUGGUUCAGAUUAUUGGAGCCAUCAAAUAUCUUCACAGAAGAAGAGUUGUUCACAGAGACUUGAAACUUGGGAACAUCUUUUUUGAUCCUGACAUGAACGUCAAAAUUGGAGAUUUCGGUCUGGCAACUGUUGUGAGCCCAUCCACCAACAAGAGAUACACCAUUUGUGGAACCCCAAAUUACAUUGCUCCCGAGGUUCUGGGUGGUAAAGCAACUGGCCACAGUUUCGAGGUUGACAUCUGGGCCAUUGGAAUCAUGAUGUUUGCACUGCUUUUUGGCAAGCCUCCGUUCCAAGCCAAGGAUGUCCAAGUUAUCUACGAGCGGAUCAAGAAUAACGAAUACAAGUUCCCUGCCGACUCCUCUGCGUCAGCGGAGUCCAAGAACCUGAUCACAAAGCUGCUUUCGACCGACCCCGCCCUAAGACCUUCGCUAGACGAGAUCCUUGAGCACGAGUGGUUCAAGUGUGGCCCAUUCCCUGCCAAAAUCUCGACCGAGUCGCUCAAACAGAUCCCAAAGAAUCUUGCUUUCAUCACCAAGGAAGAAUCUUUGAUCAAUUUUGCUACCUGCAAGCAGCGAGUGGGAAUAAACGAUUCCUACAAGAGCCCUGUUGAGAUUCUCAAGACGGAUCUCGAAAGUGAGCAGCCAAAAACGCUUCUCCCUCAUUCUCUGUCGCCUAAUAAUACCAAAAACAAGUACAAGGAGAUUCCCCCGGUUGCCGUGAGAAACACAGUUAGAAGCCGGAUCACCAACGAGCUGGCCAAUGCUCAUCCGGAAAACCAGAUGAUGCGCAUUUUAAAUGAUACUUUAUCCGCCACCUUGAUGAACAUGAAAGAGAUCGAAGAGCAGAAAUUGAGGCCGGAUGCUAGGGCCAUGAAGAAGCCGAUUGUCGUUAGCAAGUGGGUUGAUUAUUCCAACAAACACGGAUUUUCGUACCAGCUCUCAUCCGGUGCCAUUGGGGUUUUGUUCAAUGCUGGCCAGACUGUCCUCAAGAUGGUUGACACGACGGAUGUCUUCUAUAUUUCGAGCUCAAGCGAAGAAGGCUGGAAAGUUGCGCAUUACACUGAGGAAACCACGCCGCCUUUGUUGUCCCGUGAAAUCGAAGUGGUGGAUUUUUUCCGCAAAUACAUGACUGCUCACCUUUCCGAUGUCGCGUCUGGAGCACGCAAGUCCUCGAGCCGCAGCAAAGACGUCUUUUUGCGCAGAUACACUAGAGAUGAUAACUACAUCAUGUUUGAAUUGAGCAACGGUAGUUAUCAAUUCAACUUCAAGGAUCAUCACAAGAUGGUGAUUUCCGAGCUGGGUCAGUACCUAACGCAUAUCACGCCGUCCAAGGAGAUCGAGACGCUUCCUUUGGACUACGUUCUCAGUAACGGCAACUUUUAUGAAAGUCCCGACGAGUACUUCAGUGUCAAGUAUGACUUUAUGAAGCACGCUCUCAGAGAUAAGAUAUCGAUAUGAAA
This is a messenger RNA of Ogataea polymorpha, 1819 nucleotides long. RefSeq lists its product as uncharacterized. Lineage: Eukaryota; Fungi; Ascomycota; Pichiomycetes; Pichiales; Pichiaceae. The transcript has a single exon. Gene Ontology annotation, cellular component: cytoplasm; spindle pole; centrosome. Gene Ontology annotation, molecular function: protein kinase activity; protein binding; ATP binding. Bases 102 to 1817 code for a protein of 571 amino acids. Gene Ontology annotation, biological process: regulation of cytokinesis; protein phosphorylation; mitotic cell cycle. The record is from RefSeq and is a predicted model, not a curated record.